Messenger RNA from Closterium sp. Naga37s-1, 1014 nucleotides. NCBI's taxonomy places the organism in Eukaryota, Viridiplantae, Streptophyta, Zygnematophyceae, Desmidiales, Closteriaceae. The record is from the annotation of a GenBank genome assembly.
AUGCCGAACGUCGACUGUAGAAUGUACGAGGCGAAGUUCCCAGAGGUAGAGCAGGUGGUGAUGGUUCAAGUUAAGAACAUCGCCGAUAUGGGCGCGUACGUGUCGCUUCUUGAGUACAACAAUAUCGAGGGUAUGAUUCUCUUAUCGGAGCUGUCCCGUCGUCGCAUUCGCUCUAUAUCGAGUCUGAUCAAGGUCGGCCGGCAAGAGCCUGUCAUGGUGGUCCGCGUGGACAAGCAGAAGGGUUAUAUCGAUCUAUCGAAGCGGCGUGUAUCGGAGGAGGAGGUGGCGGCGUGCGAGGAGAAGUACAACAAGUCCAAGAUGGUACACAGCAUCAUGCGCCACGUGGCAGAGACGUCCGGCGUCGAUGUCGAGGAGCUAUACACGAACGUGACGUGGCCGCUGUACCGCAAAUACGGACACGCGUUCGAGGCGUUCAAGCUGGUGGUGACGGAUCCAGAGGCGGUGUUAGGAGGACUCACCAAGGAGAUCACCGAGACAGACGAGGACGGCAAGGAGGUGAAGAGGGAGGUGCCAGCAAUGGUGGAGGACGUGAAGGCGAACCUGAUUGCCAACAUCCGGCGCAGAAUGACCCCGCAGCCCCUCAAGAUCCGAGCUGACAUCGAGCUCAAGUGCUUCCACUACGAUGGAGUGCUGCACAUCAAGGACGCCAUGCGCCGGGCAGAGCAGGAGGGCGAGGAGGACUGUGCAGUGCGCAUUGUGCUCGUGGCGCCGCCCCUCUACGUCCUCACCACCUUCACUCUUGCCAAGGACAAGGGCAUAGCAGUGUUGGAGCGGGCCAUCAGAGCAGCGAGUGAGGAGAUCGACAAGCACAAGGGCAAGCUCACAGUCAAAGAGGCGCCGCGAGCGGUGAGUGACCGUGAUGACCGGUUGCUGGCAGAGCACAUACAGAAGCUCACAGAUGCCAACGUGGAGGUGGAUGGUGACGUGGACAGCGAGGAUGAGGACGAGGGCAUGGGCUCCGUUGACAUUGACAACGCCGGUCUCACCGAAUAG